AGUUCUAAUAAAAUGCCAGGUGGUGGACGAGGUAAUCGGCGAGAUGUUAAACAUUUGUCAAAGAAUCGUUUUUCGCGGUUGGAUUCCGACAUCGUGAGCUCCUACGUGGAUGAUGACGAAGAAGAGCGUCCUCGACCUCGGCAAGGUACUGUCGGUCGUGUCAUCAAUAUGCUCGCCGGUCGUGUUAUGCACGGCGGUGGUAACCGAAGAGGCAAGAAGGACGAGCAGACAUUUCGAAGUGCUGCAGGAUCUGACUGGAUAUAA
Messenger RNA from Strongylus vulgaris, 264 nucleotides. The record is from the annotation of a GenBank genome assembly. Lineage: Eukaryota; Metazoa; Nematoda; Chromadorea; Rhabditida; Strongylidae.